AAGAGGACCCUUUACGUCGGAGGACUGGAUGAGGAAGUGAACGUAGAUACGCUUCGAGCAGCGUUCAUCCCCUUUGGCGAGCUUGUAGAUGUCAACAUCCCUCUUGACAAUGAAACAGGGAAGCACAGGGGAUUUGGCUUCGUAGAGUAUGAAUUCCCGGAUGAUGCAGCAGAAGCUAUCUUCAACAUGAACAAUGGGGAGUUGAACGGGCGCGUCCUCUCAGUCAACCUCGCCAAGCCCAUC
Messenger RNA from Guillardia theta CCMP2712, 243 nucleotides. RefSeq lists its product as hypothetical. The annotation marks the transcript as partial. The transcript is spliced from 2 exons. Gene Ontology annotation, molecular function: RNA binding. The record is from RefSeq and is a predicted model, not a curated record. Lineage: Eukaryota; Cryptophyceae; Pyrenomonadales; Geminigeraceae.